Messenger RNA from Pseudo-nitzschia multistriata, 1995 nucleotides. The record is from the annotation of a GenBank genome assembly. Lineage: Eukaryota; Bacillariophyta; Bacillariophyceae; Bacillariales; Bacillariaceae.
AACUCGUACCGUUGCGAGUUACUACUUUACAAGCUUCCUUCACAACCCGUCGUUCCCGGACAAGGCAAGAGCAGAUUACGGCACACCAGCACGCACUGUUCUCCCUGUUGCUUCCACAAAGGCCAUUCUGUUCCAGGAUGAACCCCGAGCCAGAAUCCCCAAAGAAACCCGAAGAUGCCGCAAUGGCGGGCAGCGAGAGCAACGGCGGCGGCAGCAGCAGCGAGGAUUCGGAUUCCCGUUCUCUUUUGCAGUCGCAGUUGCACCCGUACACCGUUACGCUCGUCGCCAAGUGGGGAAAAGAACGGCUCGAGCUGCCUUGCCUGCCCCCAAACACCACGAUCGCGGAGGUCAAGGAGAUGCUGGCAGAGCGGACGAACGUCCUGCCCAAGCGGCAGAAACUCGUCGGCCUUUCCACCCUCUCGGGUUCCAGGGUCACGGACGGCCUCGAGCUGUCCUGCCUCAAGCCCAGGUCCAAGUCCAAGGGGGCCAGAGCAGCAGCAGCAAGAGCAGCAGGAACAGCAGCAGCAGCAGCAGGAACAGGAACAGGAACAGGAACAGGAACAGGAACAGCAGCGUCGUCACCAGCAACAGCAACAGCAACAGCAACAACAACACAAGUUCCCUCCGUCCUUCACUCCUUCCUCCUGGUCGGCACCCCCGAGAAGGACAUUUUUGUCGACCCGGGCGACCGAGACCAGAGGCACCUCCCGGAGGUCGUGGACGACUUUGGCCUGGACUUUGGCGCCGGGAGCGAACAGUGGCUGGCCCACGUGGCCACGGGGCAGAACCUCCGCAGGUUCACGGAGUCCACGGCGGUGAGCAUCAUGCACGCGCCAAGGAGGGGCAAGCCGCUCCUGGUCCUGGACCUGGACCACACGCUGCUGGACUUUAGCCGCAAGAGCCUCGAGCGGGCGGGGAGCAACAGCGGCAGCGGAAGCAGCAACAACAGCAGCAACAGCAGCAACCACCUUGGCGGCACCGCUUCCACCACCGCCGAGGCCAUCGAGCGCAUGAAGCGGCCCUACAUGGACGACUUUCUCGCCAGGGCCUACCUCUGCUACGACAUGGUGGUCUGGUCGCAGACCAGCUGGCGGUGGCUCGAAACCAAGCUCAUCGAGCUGGGCAUGCUGGCCAAUCCCCGGUACCGCUUCUGCUUUGUCCUGGACAAGACGAGCAUGUUCGCGGUCACCUCGACGGCCCGCUCCGGCAGGACGAUCCAGCACUACGUCAAGCCGCUGCAGAUCAUCUGGAACAAGUUCCCGUCGGCCUGGGGGGCCCACAACACGGUGCACCUGGACGAUCUCUCCCGGAACUUUGCCCUCAACCCGGCCAACGGACUCAAGGUCACGGCCUUUUACCGCAAGAAGCAGGGCAGCCGGAGGGACGCCGAGCUGCUGGGACUGGCCACCUACCUCGAGAAGCUGGCCAGGGAGGUCGACGACUUUGGCAAGGUGGAGAUGGGGGACUGGCAGGACGUCGUGGCGGGGAAGAAGGACCUCUCCGACACGAUCAAAAAGGAAACGGGAAAGCCCCCGUGAACCCGGGGCAGAAAGAGAAACAGAGUGCAGAGCAGAGCAGAGCAAGGCGAAGCAAUAGCAAUGGCAAUAGCGAAACGAAACAAAACAAAACAAAACGAAACAAAACCCCAACCACGUCCACCCAAACCAGCGCGAAACCACCGCAACCGCAACCAACUCCCACCCACGCAAGGGGAAGCCGGUGGGAAAAAAGAAAACGAAAACGAUACGAGUUGCGGCGUGCGCUGGUGCCGAGGCCGCAGCCCAGCCCAGCGCAACGAGGCAUCGCAUCGCAACGCGGCGCCUUUGCAUCGCACCGGAACCGCAACGAUUUCAUUCCCUCCCUUGGAUCGACGCAUCGAAGCACCAGGCAACACCAUAGAGUUGCGGCAACAAUGUCGCAAUCGAUACGAACAAAUGUACAAUACGAUAGAACACAACACAACACAAUGCAAUGUAAUACAAUACAACACAAUGC